This is a messenger RNA of Haemorhous mexicanus (house finch), 8093 nucleotides long. It is a transcript of the gene SOCS2, whose product is annotated as suppressor of cytokine signaling 2. Gene Ontology annotation, cellular component: phosphatidylinositol 3-kinase complex. The transcript has 2 exons. Gene Ontology annotation, biological process: intracellular signal transduction; phosphatidylinositol phosphate biosynthetic process. NCBI's taxonomy places the organism in Eukaryota, Metazoa, Chordata, Aves, Passeriformes, Fringillidae. Gene Ontology annotation, molecular function: 1-phosphatidylinositol-3-kinase regulator activity. The coding region runs from base 22 to 615 and encodes 197 amino acids. The record is from RefSeq and is a predicted model, not a curated record.
CCGCGCCCGCCGCCGCCGCCCAUGACCCUGCGCUCCGCCGAGUCCCUGGAGAGCGCGGAGAGCUCCGGGGAGCGCUGGGGGCGCCCCGGGGCGGCGGCGCCCGUUGCCGAGGAGUGCCGUGAGGCGGAGCAGCUGGCCGCUGCUAUGGAGGAGCUGCGGCGGGCAGGAUGGUACUGGGGCAACAUGACUGUUGCUGAAGCCAAAGAAAGGUUACAGGAUGCCCCUGAAGGGACCUUUUUGGUUAGGGAUAGUUCGCACUCAGAGUAUCUACUGACUAUAUCAGUAAAAACGUCAGCGGGACCGACCAACCUACGUAUAGAAUAUCAAGAUGGCAAGUUUAGACUGGACUCUAUCACUUGUGUCAGAUCUAGACUUAAACAGUUCAACAGCGUUGUGCAUUUGAUUGAAUACUAUGUUCUUAUGUGCAAGGAUAGAACUGAAACACCUUCAAAUGGAACAGUUCAUCUUUAUUUGAACAAACCCCUCUAUACAUCUGCUCCAUCUCUGCAACACCGCUGCAGAAUAGCUAUAAACAAGAGCACAAAUCAGAUCUGGGAGCUGCCAUUACCAACAAGACUAAAAGAGUACUUGAAAGAGUAUCAAUACCAGGUAUAAAUAUAUUUUCUAAAUGCCUCUAACACAGAGUAACUUUUGAAUGCAAUUCUUAAUAUCAGCCAAAGAACUGAGUAACCAGUUGUACAACUCAGCAUGGAAUUCACUAUCAAAGCAGUGGCAGUUCUGGGGGAAAGGUUUUUAUUCCAGAUGCUACAAAGGGAGACUUUAUGUAAAAUAAUCCCAGUUUGCAUCCUUGGGGGUUCAACAAGGUGGCAUGCUAUUCUUGCAAGGAGAGAGAAGCAAGGAAUCUGUCCAGAUUGUGUUGCUUUGUCAAUAAAAUGCUGCACUAACUAUCAAAUGCUUACUGAAGCAGUGGGACCGGGAGAGACUUCAUAAGUGGUCAGAGACACAUGAGGGUUUACAAGUAUCUCAGCUGUCUGAUUCCAAGAUUAAUUUGGUGCUGGUGUUCAUAUAAUCCUAAAAGCUUAACUAGAUCACACUGUGAUAAUCGUGCUAAAGUUAUGCAACUAAUCAAAUCCAGUCAGAAAAAUGAUAAUGUAUUCAGUUUUUAUUUAACUACUCUCCUGCUUUUCUGUAAGCAAAGGAGUACUGUAAGUAAUCAGUCUAGAACAUUGUUUUUCAAAGUUCUCUGAAAGCUGACCUUAAGAAGAAAUGCCACAUCUUUCACAGGAACCCAGUAUAUUGCUGAUUAUACCAGAUUGGUAUCCCAGAAUCCUUAAUGUGUUGACAUCUUCACAGUGGUGAUGUAUCCAUGCUAUUAAUAUUAAGCCUCUUUUGGUUGAGGCUUUAGAACUAUAUGCUUCAGACUUGCAGUUCCAAUGUCAAAACAUGGGUAUCAGCAGUUACAUGUGUCUUCUACAGUGUAGAAUGUUUUCUUCAGCCUGUUUCCCAAAAUAUGGGGAAAUACGAUGUGGAUUUUUUUUUUUUAUAAAGGGGUUGGUUUUCCUUUUUCUUCUUUUUUAUUUUUUCUUUAUUUUAUUUUAUUUUAUUUUAUUUUAAUUUUUAUUUUAUUUUAAUUUUUUUAACUUCCAAUUCACCAUUGUAGCUAUCAGAUGAUUACUUAAUAAAGUAAAUCAAAGUGCACAACAAUUUCCCAAUCUUUGUAUGUAUGGAUUUGCUACUAUUCAGGAAGAAGUGCUCUUAUAUAGGAACUUAUAUAAUUUCCCAGCUAAUACUCAGAUAAAUGCACAUGUACCAGUGAGGAUGAAUAACCCUGCUUUGCCUUUGUGGUGCUGCUCAAAAGUAUAGCUGGAUUACAAUCAGAUUAGUGGCUUAGAGGCUGCCUGCUGAAUCCCUGUAGUUGAAUAUUAGCACAAGACAUUGCUUUUUCUGUUUCAGUAGUCUUCCAAACAGGAAGAGGGGACUAAGACCCUCUGUACCUAUUCUUCAGCCCAAAGGUAAAGUAUUUAAUAGAAGAAACACACAGGAUGAGAAAAAUAGGAAAGCAGUAAAGAGAGAAACAAGGACAUAGAUUCAUCCUUAGUCAACAAAUUAAAAGUUUUAAUUCUUUCCCUGGCUUAUUUGUUGAUCAAAGCAAAGACCUGCGCUUGAACAAGGAGGGUUGUCAAGACUUGUUGUAAUCUAGCUUUGCCCAGGCUGAAAUAGAAACAACAUAAAAUAAUCUUGUUUUCCUUGUGACUUAACUGCUCUGUUGUACUUUCAAGAUGUUCUGUCCCUUCUCAUAAACUCUGGGGCCCUGACCAACUUAUUUGUUGCAUCUAAACUUCCAAUGUUACACACAAUUUUGUCUGUAACAUGCUGGCAGAAAUGAGUAGCAGAGCCAUUGAGAAAUAGAAGGCUCCAAGAACGUGAGACAGAGUGGGUGGUUCCUUGAUAUGACAUAUACUUGAUAUGUUCUUGUUCUUUCUGUGGGAAAGGUGGGUUUCUCCUCCUCCAUUGGUCAAAUUUUCUGUCCCCAUUUUAAACUUCUUUAGUAUAGAAAUGGGAGGAGUUUUUUUCUGAAAAACAAACCAAAAUAUUUUGUUACGUAAAAUUUUCCCCAUGUCUUGCCAAGAUGUAUUUGGAAGUCUUUCACGUUAUAUGGUGGCCACCUUUUGGUUGCCAUGCCCAAAGAGCUCUUGCAUUCUAGGUAUGUGUCAUAAUUAUUACCUGGUUCUUCUUGUCAGUCUUGCUAAGAUCUGCCACCCUCAGGCUGAGGAGCUUUUCCUGUGAGCAGAGCCUGUCGAAAAACUCUGUUCCUGGGAACACUUUUCAUUCUGAUGAAUCUUUUCUUACAGUUCUUGUCUAGCUCUACUCUGUGGUGAGAGAACUGCUAUAUGGAAUAACUUCCAUCACAGUGACAAACCUCUAAUCUGCUGCUGUGUUAACAUUCUGCAACUGUGCCUUUUCAGUCAGGGUGAUACGCUUGGGGUCUCAAUGGUAAACACAUUCUACUAAGGACCUUUAAAAUAAAUCCCUGGGGGUUUCACUUCAUGAAUACCAGUGCUGGAGCAAGCAGAUUGAGGAGAUAAGAGCUUUAGGGUGCAAUGAGACUGCUAUGUUGCAAAUAUAAGAAAUGAUUUGUGGCUUGCUGGUGGCAGACUAUGUGAGCAGUCACAGGCCAAGUGUCCCCCACAGCAGAGCCAAGCUCUGAGGAACAACAAGGGGCAGAUGCAGGGAAGCUUGCUGUUUGUUUUUUUCUUAAUAACAGUUCUCCAAAGCACAAGGGCAAAUGGCAGGCUGAGAACAAGGAGUGCUGGCAAAAUGAAAGGUGGUGAUUCUUGUAACUAAUCAAGUUACUGUGAUGUGGAAUCAAGUCACCAAACAUUGAGCAUAUUGACCUAGACUUUGUAUCAUUUGCAUUAGUUCCUGUGAGGAAAAGUAGGUUCUGUAACUAUAGUGUGCUCGAAGCUGUGAACAAUAUUUUAAACAGACUGGAGGGGGAACUAGUCCUCUUUGUAUGAAAGCACAGUUCUUGUCCUCAUUAGGAUGCCAGUCCUAGGGUUGAUGCAUUGCACUAGUAAAACUAAACCACAGUAUGGCUUGCAGAAAACUUGGCUUCUUUCUGAUGCAGCACAGAGGAAUGACUUGUUCUGGUACAAAAAAAUCUGAUGAUAGAACAUGAUUAGGUUUCAGCAGUACAAAGAUCUUGCAUGAGGACUUUGUGAAUUUUCAGACAUAAAAUUUUCAGAUAUGUUCAAACAUUUAAAAAAAUUUCAGUGCCUUUUUUUUUCUUUACCCUAUGGAUGGUGUAGCUUGUUUGCAGCACUAGCUUUUAAAUUGUGGGCCCUUCAGAUUAUAAAAAUUACUUCUAACUGAUAUAUAUAAUCUUGAAUUGCUAGUACAGUGUGUGCAGCAAAGCCAGUUUCACAGGUUCAACGCCCAUGAGUCAACCAAAAAUCAUGAUAAGGACUUUAAUCCUAAGCAUUUUUUCACCCCAUGUGUUGGUUUGGUUUAUCUUUUUUGAAUCUUGGAGUUUCAGAUUUUCCAGUUUAUACCUGGAAUGUUAGAAAAUCUCUUCACUUAAAGGAAAUCUGAGAAUCCUACAAUCCUAAAAGGCGAUGCUUAAAAAAACCAACAAAAAUAAACAUAAUUGCAAGAUGAAUCAUGAAAAUUGAAUUGGUGAUAGUAUUUAGUUUAGCACUAAACCUAGCAGAAGUGUAAACUAGGGCAGUAUUUUAGUUGUAUGGGCAUCUUCCUGCUGUAGUAUUAUCACUGGAGACAGAAAAUGGUUUGAGUACAAGAUGAAUGGGUGGAGUGGGGAUGUAACCAAGCAGCUGUGCUCAUUGCAUUAGAAGUAAUUUUAUUUUAAUCUGAUCUUGUCAUUAUUGCCCUAAUUAUAUUUUAUGAAACCACAUUCUAGAUAAACAAUAUAAAAUUAUUAGCAAGAAGGAAAAAUUGUUCACCAGAAUAUGAGGGGCAAAAGGGUUUUUUUAUAUCUUACAACAAGGAGGAAUUUACUCCUAUAAUAAGACUAAGUCUCAUCACCUUGAGAAAACAGAAUCCACAUAUUACAGAGAGGACAGAGUUCUGUAGUUGUGUGGAUUUUGUACCUUAGCCAGCUCUCAUGUUUUAGCAAAAUGUUCCUGCAGGUAAAUUACCUUGUUAAAGUUUGUUUAAAAAAACUUUAUUUAUUUAUAUGCUCUUUUCAAUAGCUUUUUCUUGUAUUCCUGAUAACAAUCCUAUUGAUUUUUCCUUUGGCUAUAAUCUUAGGCUCUAGUGGAAAGUGAGUCAAAUGAUAUCAGGGCUUUGCUCUCCUUAAGCCAAAACACAUAAUGGAAAUAGGAAGAGAUAUCUUUAGACAUGGGUAUCAUGUCUAAGAGUCAUUUAAAAUAAAGUAAAAUAAAAUUUCUGCCAACUUUGCAGUCAUCAAAAUAAUUUUAAGUAUCAUAUUUACUGCUAGAGGAGACAAUGGCUUGAGAGAUUCUAAAAACUGUAUUGCUAAUUCUCAAUAAUAGUAAAAAAACUUUGUAGAAAGGAGAAAUUUUAUUUUAAAAAUAUAGAAAUUAAUGAAACUUUUACAAUCUGAACCAAAGAAUUUCUAAAUAGAAUAAGUAGAAGUUAGUAGAAAAGUCUGAGCUUGUUAAUUCUGUAUACACAAAGGAAGUGGGGAUGACAAGAAGCUUUGGUAUCUCAGCCUAGCUCCUGAAAAGCACUUCUCUAUUAGCAUUAGAUUCAGCAGGUCUCAGUAGUUUACUAACCAUUAGCAUGACUGGAAAUGCCUGGAAAGAACAUUCCACUGACACAUAACUUCAGUCACCAUGGUCUGUUUACAACAACAUGGCCAUUUGCCACAGUAUUGCUAAAAUUGGGUUGUUUCUACAAUAGGCUGAGUAUCAGUCAAAGGAAUGGGGAGGCAGAGUUGAUUCAGGUGCUGACCAUCACUGGUCCUUAUCUCCUGUCUUAGCACAAGCUAGGUAAAACACAGCUGCCAGGAACAAGAUGAGAAAAUAUUCUGCUUUCAGAGGAGGGAAUUAAUUGUCUGGCUUUCAUGUCUGAGAAGGGACUGAAGGGAAAGGACAUGGAAAACCCAGCAGCUCCUGUGAGAGGUGGUACUUCUCACAAGGUGUAUCAAAUAACUAACCACCUGGAUGAGUACAAUGCUGAAAGGUGUCUUAGUAGAGAUUAAAGGUCGUGGGCAAUAACUAGGAUCAGUACACUUUGAAUCCACACAUAGACAAAGUCUGGCUAGAUAGCUCAAUUUUGAGAAAAAAGAAAAUUAGCUUAUGGCAAACUCAGUAUGUCCUGGUGCCAGGGUUACCAAGCAGGAGAGGGAUUAACUGUGUUUAUUGAUCAGGUUAUCUACAGGGCUUUAAAUUAGCCAGUGCCUCUGAGAAAAUCUAUAGAAAUACAAAAAUAUAUCACCACAAUUGUGCUGAUUAAGCUGCCUGAUAAAUUGUGUGUCCUAUUCUACUUAGAUUCUGUUUUUUAAAAGGGAUUGCACCUGUGUUUCAUUUUGUUUUCUUCCAGAGCUGGAGCCAUUAUUUUUCCAGGAACUGAAAUACCAAAAUAAUACCGCUCCUUUUUAGGGUAUUAAGGAGGAAUAUAAUGCUGGAGCAAAAGCCAUUUAUAUUAGCAUAAGGAAUUAGCUGGCAUUUAGUAGGAAAAACUUCAAACAGGUAAUACCCAGAAAAAGAUUAGUGGUGAGUGUUGCGAAGUAUAAAGCACACUAAAAAAACCAACCAAACAAAUUCAGUGCUUCUGUCUUGAUUUCUCUUUCACUGGAGGGCAGGGUUUAUGUAAGUAAAUCCUUUUGAUUCCAGUCAAACUGUUCUAUAACUGAUGUUUCAUAGCUGAGGUUUGCAACUUGGUGCGCUGUUAGUUAACAAAUAAUAAAUGCAGAGGCAUAUUAGACAUGGGGAAAGAUUCAAAGCCCAGUGCUAAUUCUUCUUUUGAAGUUAUUUGGAUCAGGCUUGAUAACAGGAUUUUCUGAAAAAUAGCUGUAAAUGUGGUAGCUGAAAGGGCAAAAAUCCCUUUCAAAAUGCUUUGUUACAAUUUAACUGUAUCUCUUUAGGUUGCAGCCCUGAAAUAAGAUCUGUUGAGUCGCUGUACCCACACUGUGCCUCAGGGGGAAUCUCCAAAUUUGAGAGAUUGCUCUGAACACCUUUUUAAACACAUUUGCUUUUUUCUUACCCUGUCUGACACAUCUGGAGGGCAGAAUAAGUUGAGGAUCAGCUCCUGUUGUUCGGGGGAUUUUGAGCUGGUUGAUUUUCUGUAGGAAGAGCACUAUUAAAGACUGAGCUGCAAUUUAUCCAUCUGUAAAGUGGGCGGUGGACUCAACAUUCUGUAAUUUCUCAGCAUGGGGUGAAAAGUGGCUUUAUACUACAAAUAACACUGAUAGGAACUUAAGCUGCAAUGAGGGCAAUACCUUUGACUGGCUUCACCGAUGAAAAGAGAGAAGGAAAUAAGUUAGGAAAGUGAGAUCCUUGUCUAACUAGAUUGCAGUGGAUGUGGCACAGCUCCUUCCUGAGCUGGAAUGCUUCAGAUGUGUUUUCUGUGAGGGAAGCUGCUUGUGAGAAGCUUUCCGGAACUUCAUCUGUUUCUUUUAACUCCCAAUAGAGGAUGCAGUGCCUACUGCAGGAUGCUUCACAAGCCUGCAGGCAGGCAGGUUUCAUUUUGAAAGGGAACAAAAUAGAUGAAGUGAGUUUUUAAUCAAAGGGUACUUUUUGUUUGAAAACAGGAUGCAUGAGAAAGGUAUAAGCAGUGGCAAAUAUCUUGUGAGGCUAUCUGUAAAAACAUUCCAGGAAUCAUUGCUAGCUCCUGAAGUCUAACCUUAAAGUAAGAACCUUUCAAAAUAUAGGUAUUGUAUAUGAGUUUGUCCAGUUCACAUCCAGGGAAAGCAACAGCAGAUUGCAAAAAGCAAUAGCUAUUCUCCCCCUAAACAUAAGCAACCUUCCAGUCUUUUAUCUAAAAUAUUAGAAAACCAUUUCAUAUGCUGUAAUUUGCAAGUAAAGUAAGUUGGUUUUGUGAAAAGGUUUCAGACUUCAAUCUUUAUUUAGUUUUAGUUAUUUGCCAAUGUUUGAUUUUCAGGUUAAUUAGUGAAUUUUCUUUGUUCUCAUAAUAAAAUGGUGCUUUACAUUUAAAAAAUAAUUUAGUAAGUCUGGAAUAAAUAAUAAAUAAUAAGAGGCUUGCAGUAUUUCAUCUGUCUUCUCAAAGAAUCUUUAAAUUAAACUUAAAAAUAGAGAACUACAUUAAUUCAUAUAUUUAAAGGACUAUAAAUUCUGAGAAAUACUGAGUCAUGUUUUGCAAGUAAUAAUUACACUUUUUUUUUUUUACAAUUCACUGAUUUUUUUAAAAUGAAAUGUAUACAAAAGUUUUGCAGUGGAUGUCUGCUUUCUUUUUAUAACUAUUUCUCAUUCAACCUUUUGCUAGAGAUUAUUUGUAUCAUAGUAAAAAGCACUAAGAAUUCAUUGCAGUACUGCUAAUAAACACUUAUUUUUAUUAUGGAAACAAAUGUAAAUGUAUAGACACUACAGAGUCACUUUAAACCCUAUGUUUUAAGAUGCUUUAGAACUUUCUGUGUUAUAUUUUACCUACGUGCUGGACGUGCCUUUUAAUAAAAUACUACUUUUGAGGAA